AUGUUCCCGCACUACAUGCACAAGACCCGCUCAACAAGGGACAAGGAGAGCUGGCCCCAUCACGUCAACUUCCUACGACGCAACAAGGCUUCGGCCAAAGACAGCGAUUCAAUGCCAUCUCCGAUUCUGGCGGCAGCCUCAUGGGGCGAUCCUCCAUUCGAACCUGAGCCGUCAGAAGUAAUCCACGUCGAGGCUAAGGAAGUGACAGUACAGACCCUGGCCCAGCAUUCACGCUUGCGAACUAAUGCGAUUUACUCCAAAUCAGCUGGCCAAGUCUAUGUGCGGUUCGAAUUGCAGCUGAAACUCCUCAAGAAAGCCCACGAGCUUGCUCAAGUCGCACUCUGGCAUGCUCUUCGGGAGCGCUGGCCAGAGGGACAGAAGUGUUAUUAUGCCCAUGGACCUCGAUCGGUGAAGUUUGGCCGAACUGAACUUUACAAUUCAAUCAGAUACAGUGUCGGCCAACAUAUUUCCGAAGGGGUUCGUCGUGCUGUCUACAAUGUUGUCGAGCUUCGCAAUGCAAUCGCGCAUCCUGCGAUGCGCAAUGCCGACGAUCUCGACGACUUGUUGGAACCCGCGCAGAACCUCGUCUGCUUGCUCGGAGACGAAAACCGGGCGAUGAAGAUCCGUCGCCUGAGAGACGAACUCGAACGCAAAGCGACGACAUGCCACAAGGCAAUCCUUACUUAUGAGAGCCUGUCUCACCUACCGCAAGCGCGCUCUCAGCCAGUGCAUCAUCAGCAGCUGUACAGCCAGGUUGUAAUGGCAGUCAGGUACAGGAACGAGAGCGAAGCAAUUGCUCGGUACGGUGCUGGUGUGAUUGCGGCGGCGAGGGAGUGGGAGGCCAAACGGACGGAUCCUGGGGAAGACGACCCAGAGUAUCUCGGCAAACUGGCGAAGAGGACAGACGAGGCUAAGUUCCAGAAGACUGCCGAUGUGGAUUCAGAGGCAGCGGCAGUGGCGGGUGCGAAAGAGCAGGAGGAGAUCGCUGAGCAGGAGGAGAUCGCAGAGCAGGAGGAGAUUGCAGCGGGAUGA
Messenger RNA from Zasmidium cellare ATCC 36951, 1032 nucleotides. RefSeq lists its product as uncharacterized. Lineage: Eukaryota; Fungi; Ascomycota; Dothideomycetes; Mycosphaerellales; Mycosphaerellaceae. The transcript has a single exon. The record is from RefSeq and is a predicted model, not a curated record. The coding region runs from base 1 to 1032 and encodes 343 amino acids.